Erpetoichthys calabaricus (reedfish) is the source of this 1158-nucleotide messenger RNA. It is a transcript of the gene arl16, whose product is annotated as ADP-ribosylation factor-like 16. Lineage: Eukaryota; Metazoa; Chordata; Cladistia; Polypteriformes; Polypteridae. Bases 226 to 744 code for a protein of 172 amino acids. The transcript has 5 exons. Gene Ontology annotation, molecular function: GTPase activity; GTP binding. The record is from RefSeq and is a predicted model, not a curated record.
CAUCAGUGUGUUUCCUGCUACGCACGCGUUUCCGCUAUUUCGUUUAUAGUUUACGAAACGGUUUGACGUUUCUGCUGCAUAUUAAGGAUUAACAGUCUUGUGCUAUCAUUUAUUACAUUUUUCUUAACAUGUUUCAUGCAACUGGGCUUUACAUUUUUUAUAGCGUAGCAGAAAAAGGCGACUGAUCCUAGGAAAACGUGCUCGUUUUAGAAACGUCAGCUAACCAUGCCGCUGCUGCUCGGGGCCACGGGAGUCGGAAAGACGCUGCUAUUGAAAAGACUGCAGAAGAUAAGCGCGCAGGACAGCGGCGCGGAGCUCGGGGAUCCACCGGCUACGUUACCGACAGUGGGCACAAAUCUGUCGGACAUUAUCGUUGAUAAGAAGAAGGUUACAGUGAGAGAAAUGGGGGGCUGCAUGGCACCAAUAUGGCCCAGUUAUUAUGAAGACUUCGACUCUGUUAUUUUUGUGAUUGAUGCUGCAAACCCCUUCCAGAUCUCCUCAUCCUGCAUUCAGCUACUGGAAGUCCUUUCUGCGCCAGCUCUUGAAUUGGCCACAGUCUUGAUUCUCUUUAACAAAAUUGACCUGCCCUGCCCCGUGUCUCUGCUGGAAAUGAAAUCUUUGUUUCGACUGGAUGGCAUCAUCUCCUGUGCCAAGCAAUCAAUAACGGUGCUAGAAAUGAGCGCCCGGAGCGGGCAGGGACUUCGGGACGUUCUCGCUUGGCUGCAGUUCGCUCAGAGGAGAUGAAGGAACGAAAAAGGGUCUGCAACAGCACUUUAAACGUAAUGAUGUUUUAAUGCAGUGACUGCUCACAAAUCAACACUGUUGGGCUUUUUCUUCUUAUUUUUUAUUUAUUUGUUAUUUUUGUUACGUUUGAUUUAUUGGUUUUCAUUGUUUAGUUUUUUUUUUAUUUCUGUUAGAUUUAUUUAUUUUUUCUGUUCUGUUUCUUUAAAUUUGCUGUCAUUUGCUGUGUUGUGUGGGUGGAGCCACAGGAGGCGGGGCCACCAUGAUGUCACUGCUGCUGGGUCCUCCCUCUGUUUUUACAAGUAGGGCAGAAAGAGAAAAAUUGAGUUAAUAAAGAAUUUAUUGUAAGUAUUGCUACUUCAUUUAGGGUUUUUAGGGGUUUUUUUUGUGAUUAUUUUGCUUCUUCCUCUAGAUUCU